Molecule: messenger RNA, 3300 nt
Organism: Nicotiana attenuata
Lineage: Eukaryota; Viridiplantae; Streptophyta; Magnoliopsida; Solanales; Solanaceae
Exons: 4
Coding region: 1-3300 (1099 amino acids)
Biological process (GO): DNA integration
Molecular function (GO): nucleic acid binding
Source: RefSeq, a predicted model, not a curated record
AUGUCACUACCCUACAACUCCUAUGUUCAAUUCCCACCUACCUAUAAUACACAACCCACACACAUUCCUCCACCCCUUUACCAACAGAUUCCCUUUGCACAAAACAAUGCUUCCUACCACACACACCAGAAUUAUGCCAAUGUGGCUUUACCUAACAUUUCCUUCACUAAAUAUGAUAAAGUCGACUUCCCUAAGUUCAAUGGGGAAGAUCUGAGAACAUGGUUGUACAAGGUGGAACAGUUUUUCUCUGAAGAAGAGGUCACCAUUCAACAGAAGAUGAAGUUGGUGUCAAUGCAUUUUGAAGGGGAUGCCCUACAAUGGCAUUUGGGGUACAUGAAGAGUAGAGGACAUAUGCCUCUUCCAACAUGGGAAGAGUACUUAUGGGCAUUGUGUGAUAGUUUUGGAGCAGAAUAUUCAGACCCUAUGACUGAGUUGAUGAAUAUUAAACAUACAGGUAGUGUGAAAGACUACCAAAGAGCUUUUGUUAGUGUCAUGACCAGGCUCAAUCUGUCAGUAGAGCAUGCUAUAAUCAUCUUCCUAAAAAACUUCAAACCUGAGAUUAGCAAUGGUGUCAGAGUGGGAAAUCCUUCUACUCUCCCACAAACAUAUUAUUUAGCUAGGCUGCAGGAGACCAACUUUGUAGCCCAAAGUCAAGCUAUCAAGAGUAGUGUGGCUGAAGUGAUUGAAGAGCAUGCUGGUACAGAAGAGCAGAAGAUAUGUGAAGAACUGGAGGAAGAGGAAGCAGGAAUGGUGACAACCAUCAGAAACUGUGCCAUUUCCUUGCAAGCUUUAAAUAGAUCUAUGGGAUACAGAACUCUUAGACUGAGGGGCUAUACUGACAAAAGACCCCUAGAAGUCUUCACUGAGUGUGGAUCAACACAUAAUUUCAUAGAUGAAGAGACUGCCAGAAAGUUGGGGUGUGUAAUCCAAAACAUCAAACCACAACUAGUGCAAGUGGCUGAUGGAAGGGAAAUUCCCACUGAUAAGAUGUGCAAGGGGUUCAAAUGGUUGAUGCAGGGGAUAAUGUUUGAAGAUGACUUCUUAGUAUUCCCCAUAGAGAAGAGUGACCUGGUUCUAGGAAUCCAAUGGUUAUACCCAUUGGAAGACAUCAAAUUCAACUUUAGAAAGUUGUUGAUAGAAUCUGAGUAUAAGGGUAAAUUGCUAACACUUAAGGGUAUACAACCUACCUUUAAGGCUGUGGAUGCUAAGUCUUUUGAGAAGAUGUCUGUGGAGGGAUCACAAUUCUUUAUGGUAAGGGUAAAAAGUGAAGGGGAGACAAUAGAAUUGAUCACUAGUUCUGAGACAGAACCAGAUGAAGUCAUACAAUUACUGGGAGAAUAUAGUGAUGUUUUUGGUGAGCCACAACAACUGCCACUUUCCAGGGGAGUCUUUGAUCACCAUAUUCCCCUGUUGGAAGGCAGUACUCCAGUAAACUCCAGGCCCUAUAGGUACUCCCCAAUUAAAAAAGAUGUAAUCGAGAAGAUGGUGCAGGAUUUAGUGAGUCAAGGUAUCAUCCAAUACAGCUCUAGUCCUUAUGCCUCUCCAGUUGUACUGGCUGGCAAAAAAGAUGGGUCGUGGAGAUUAUGUGUUGACUAUAGAGCCUUGAAUAAGUUGACGGUGAAGGAGAAGUUCCCAAUUCCAAUUAUUGAGGAACUGUUGGAUGAAUUAGGAGGUUCACAAGUCUAUUCUAAGCUGGACCUGAGAGCUGGAUACCAUCAGAUAAGGAUGGCCCCUACAGAUGUUCCAAAGACUGCUUUUAAAACCCACCCUAGCCACUAUGAAUACCUGGUAAAAUUUGGCCUAACCAAUGCACCUUCAAGUUUUCAGGGGUUAAUGAACCACAUUUUUCAGAAACAUCUUAGGAAGUUCAUCUUGGUCUUCUUUGAUGACAUACUAAUCUACAGCAAAAGCUUGGAGGAACAUCUGAACCACUUGAGGAUUGCUUUUGAUUUACUGGUACAACAUCAGCUGUUGGUGAAGAGGAGUAAGUGUGUUUUUGCUGCUGAUAGAAUGGAGUAUUUGGGGCAUUACAUCUCAGCAAAAGGGGUAGAGACAGACCCUAAGAAGAUAGAAGCAGUACAAUCAUGGCCAACACCUUCUUCUGUCAAACUACUAAGGGGUUCUCUAGGGUUGACUGGAUACUAUAGAAGGUUCAUUAAGGGGUAUGGAGUCAUUAGCCAACCUUUGACUAAUCUACUCAAGAAAGAUGGCUUUAAUUGGUCUGAAAAAGCCAAUGAAGCCUUUAGAAAACUCAAAUUGGCACUCACCACAACCCCAAUAUUGACUCUACCUGAUUUUUUCUUGCCCUUUGUAGUAGAGACAGAUGCCUGCAAUGUGGGAAUAGGAGCAAUUUUGAUGCAAAAGGGGAAACCAAUUGCUUUCCUUAGUAAAGGCCUAUCAACACAGCACCAAGCACUUUCUGUAUAUGACAAGGAACUGCUAGCCCUUGUAAAGGUUGUGACUAAAUGGUCUCAGUACUUGGCUGGGAGAACCUUCAUUGUGAAAACAGACCAGAAGGCCUUGAAGUUCCUACUUGAACAGAAGUUGCAUACAAGAACUCAAUUGAAAUGGAUUACAAUCAGUAUGAUUUUACAAUCGAGUACAAGAAAGGGAAGGAGAAUAAGGUUGCUGAUGCCUUGUCCAGGCAUGGAAGCCACAUAUAGAAGAGUGGCAGCUCUGUUCUAUUGGAAAAAGAUGAGAGAAGACAUUCAACAGCUACUACAACCUAAUAAGAUACCAGAAUCAGCAUGGAGCAGCAUAAGUAUGGAUUUUAUAGAGGGAUUGCCAAAAUCAAAGGAGAAGUCAGUCAUUUGGGUAGUAGUGGACAGACUAACUAAGUAUGCUCAUUUCUUAGGUCUGUCCCAUCCCUACACAGCCAGUUCUCUUGCACAAGUAUUCUUUGAUCAAAUCUAUAAGCUACAUGGUGUGCCUGAGGAUAUUAUCAGUGAUAGGGACCCAAUUUUUACAAGCAAAAUUUGGCAGGAGUUGUUUGCAAUGUUUGGGGUCACCCUCAAUGCUUCCACAGCUUACCAUCCUCAAAUGGAUGGCCAAACAGAGGUAGUCAAUAGGUGCCUAGAAACUUACCUCAAAUGUUUUUGUUCAGACUCACAGUCAGACUGGUUCCAAUACUUGGCUGCAGCUGAGCUAUGGUACAACACUGCCUUCCAUAGUGCCAUACAAUGUAGUCCUUAUGAGGCUUUGUAUGGACAACCUCCCCCUCUUCACUUACCCUACAUGGCUGGUGACUCUGCAGUAGAGGAAGUAGACAGGAGCUUGCUUACAAGAGAGUUCAAACUAUAA